Tupaia belangeri chinensis (Chinese tree shrew) is the source of this 1122-nucleotide messenger RNA. It is a transcript of the gene PSMD8, whose product is annotated as proteasome 26S subunit, non-ATPase 8. Gene Ontology annotation, cellular component: proteasome regulatory particle; cytosol; proteasome regulatory particle, lid subcomplex. Gene Ontology annotation, biological process: proteasome-mediated ubiquitin-dependent protein catabolic process. NCBI's taxonomy places the organism in Eukaryota, Metazoa, Chordata, Mammalia, Scandentia, Tupaiidae. The transcript is spliced from 8 exons. The coding region runs from base 23 to 1033 and encodes 336 amino acids. The record is from RefSeq and is a predicted model, not a curated record.
CAGAGGCGGAGCUCCAACUGACAUGUUCAUUAAGGGCAGGGCUCCGAGGGCACCUCCCCAAGAGCGGCGGCACGCUCCCCGCGGCGAGCAGAGGCGGGCACGUUCCGCCGGUGCCCUCUUUGGGGGCCGCCCCUGCCGUAAAUCAGGCAGGCGGUUUGCCGCAUCACGGAAGAUGGCGGCUGCGGCUGUGAACGGCGCGGCCGGGCUCUCGAGCUCCGGGCCUUCGGCAGCCUCAGGCGUUCUUCAGGCCGCAGCCGGCAUGUAUGAGCAACUCAAGGGCGAGUGGAACCGUAAAAGCCCCAAUCUUAGCAAGUGCGGGGAAGAGUUGGGCCGUCUCAAGCUGGUUCUGCUGGAGCUCAACUUUCUGCCAACCACAGGGACCAAGCUGACCAAACAGCAGCUCAUUCUGGCCCGUGACAUACUGGAGAUUGGGGCCCAGUGGAGCAUCCUGCGCAAAGACAUCCCCUCCUUCGAGCGCUACAUGGCCCAGCUCAAAUGCUACUACUUUGAUUACAAGGAGCAGCUCCCUGAGUCGGCUUACAUGCACCAGCUCUUGGGCCUCAACCUUCUCUUCCUGCUGUCCCAGAACCGAGUGGCUGAGUUCCACACAGAGCUGGAGCGCCUGCCUGCCAAGGACAUCCAGACCAACGUCUACAUCAAGCACCCUGUGUCCCUCGAGCAAUACCUGAUGGAGGGCAGCUACAACAAGGUGUUCCUGGCCAAGGGUAACAUCCCUGCGGAGAGCUACACCUUCUUCAUCGACAUCCUGCUUGAUACUAUCAGGGAUGAGAUUGCGGGGUGCAUUGAGAAGGCCUAUGAAAAAAUCCUUUUCACUGAGGCUACCCGGAUCCUCUUCUUCAAUACACCCAAAAAGAUGACGGACUAUGCCAAGAAGCGAGGGUGGGUCCUGGGCCCCAGCAACUACUACAGUUUUGCCAGUCAGCAGCAGAAGCCGGAAGACACCACCAUCCCCUCCACGGAAUUGGCCAAACAGGUCAUCGAGUAUGCUCGGCAGCUGGAGAUGAUCGUCUGAGCCCGCUGGGCACUGGGUGGGGCAGGGCGUGCAUUAUUUAAAACAGUUACAGAGCAGGGUUUCCUCCAAUAAAGGUGCAUUGAUCUCUC